Rhinolophus ferrumequinum (greater horseshoe bat) is the source of this 6212-nucleotide messenger RNA. RefSeq names its product EPM2A glucan phosphatase, laforin (gene EPM2A). Gene Ontology annotation, molecular function: starch binding; protein tyrosine phosphatase activity; protein tyrosine/serine/threonine phosphatase activity. NCBI's taxonomy places the organism in Eukaryota, Metazoa, Chordata, Mammalia, Chiroptera, Rhinolophidae. Gene Ontology annotation, cellular component: cytoplasm; nucleus. Gene Ontology annotation, biological process: protein dephosphorylation. The coding region runs from base 9 to 1004 and encodes 331 amino acids. The record is from RefSeq and is a predicted model, not a curated record. The transcript is spliced from 4 exons.
CCGCCGCCAUGCGGUUCCGGUUCGGGGUGGUGGUGCCGCCCGCGGUGGCCGGGGCCCGGCCCGAGCUGCUAGUCGUGGGGUCACGGCCGGAGCUGGGGCGCUGGGAGCCGCCGGGGGGCGUGCGCCUUAGGCCGGCGGGCACGGGCGCGGGCGCGGGGGCGCUGGCGCUGCAGGAGCCGGGCCUGUGGCUCGGGGAGGUGGAGCUGGCGCCCGAAGAGGCGGCGCAGGACGGGGCGGAGCUGGGCCGCGUGGACACGUUCUGGUACAAGUUCCUGAAGAGGGAGCCGGGAGGAGAGCUCUCCUGGGAAGGCAAUGGGCCUCACCACGACCGUUGUUGUACUUACAAUGAAAACAACUUGGUGGAUGGUGUUUAUUGUCUCCCAAUAGGACACUGGAUCGAGGCCACGGGGCACACCAAUGAGAUGAAGCACACAACAGACUUCUAUUUUAAUAUUGCAGGCCACCAAGCCAUGCAUUAUUCAAGAAUUCUACCAAAUAUCUGGCUGGGUAGCUGUCCUCGCCAAGUGGAACACGUAACCAUCAAACUGAAGCACGAAUUGGGGAUUACAGCUGUAAUGAAUUUCCAGACUGAAUGGGAUAUUGUACAGAACUCCUCAGGCUGUAACCGCUACCCGGAACCCAUGACUUCAGAUACUAUGAUUAAGCUGUACAAGGAGGAAGGCUUGGUCUACAUCUGGAUGCCGACGCCAGAUAUGAGCACCGAAGGCCGAGUACAGAUGCUGCCCCAGGCGGUGUGUCUCCUGCACGCGCUGCUCGAGAAUGGACACACCGUGUACGUUCACUGCAACGCCGGGGUGGGCCGGUCCACGGCGGCCGUGUGCGGCUGGCUCCGGUACGUGAUGGGCUGGAAUCUGAGGAAGGUGCAGUACUUCCUCGUGGCCAAAAGGCCAGCUGUGUACAUUGAUGAAGACGCCUUGGCCCGGGCAGAAGAAGAUUUUUUUCAGAAAUUUGGGAAGGUUCGUUCUUCCAUAUGCAGUGUGUAAGCGGCCGGUCUGUCUCCACGCCCCUCCCGGUUUCCUUAGAAAGCUGGGGUGAUGGUAAUGCAAUGACCUAGAAACCAAGAUCCUACCUGAAAAGACUGGUUGCUGGCUUCUCCCCCAACCCACCUUCUUUAGUCUGGGGCUGACUUUCUGUUAUGCUUUGGUUGAGCUGCAUCAUCUGUGAAAUAUUUUCCACAAAGGAAGCUGUGACUGACGCAUGAGAAAAAGCCACAAGUAGUUGGGCUGUGCAGUGUUGUUCUAGCAUCAGACAGAGAGGUAAUGCAUGCAGCUCCUGCUUCCUGCAAGCAGACUAGCUCUUCGCUUUACAGACACUGCAUUUGUUGUGCUAUGAAUUCACGACUGCACUUUCUUGCUGCCUUGUAAUGUGACAUCCAGAAGAAAAGAUAGGGAGUUGUGUAGAUUCCAUCACUUGUGUGCGUGUGUACACACACACACACACACACACACACAUUUUCUGCUGAAAUUAUAAAAUGAGAGCUAGUCAGUUGCCAAAAAAGGAAAUAUGGACUAAACAUGACCCAAACCAAUGGCUUUCUAGACCUUUUUUUUGCAUCCUGCUUCACAGUUGUUCAAGUCUGUUCCAAGGCACCCUCUUUAUCUAUCUACCCACAACCCUGUGACACCCCGUCAGUUGUAAUAAUCUCUUUGAUUUAGCUGAGGUUCAGUGAGCGUAGGUAGCCUGCCCAAGGUCUCAGUUAGUCGGAAACCAGCUGGAGUUUGACUCAGUGCUUUUUCAACACUACUUGUUUUGUCAGCAAACUGUAGUGCAUUCAGUUUCUCUCUCUCAGAGUAAGGCUGAUGUUUCUGCUGCAGUUUCUAUAGUGGGAAAUGCAACAUUGUUCUGGACAGUUGCCAAAGAAUUUAGGAAAGUAGUUAUAUUUUGUACAACCUAUUUUAAAAUGUGGUGGGCUGUCUCCAGGCCAAAGUGGUCUGUGCCAUAGCUCAGAAGAGGAGCUAUAUUACCAGAAGAGCCCCAAACCAUAGAUAAUUGUUCCAUAGCUUGGGAAUGAUCCUGGUUCCACGCUCAGUUGAAUACAAUCCACAGUUACUGUGCCUCCAGAAUGUGCAACUCCCUACCUUCCCCUAGAUUCUACAGGAAACACUAAGAUGAACAAGACCUUCCCUUCAAGAAUCUCAUAGCCUAGAAACAGCCCUGUGUUCAAUCAAGUAUGAUGCAGGAUAGAACUGUGAAGACAUGCUAGAAUAGGGGGAGGUGUGGUAACUUUUGUUGGGUGUUUCUUACACGCUAGGUGCUUUACAAUCUUAUCCAAUUUAAUCUUCGCAGUACCCUAUGAGGGGUGUUUCAUCAUCUCCACUAUAUAGAUGAGAAACUAAGGCUCAGAGAGGUUAAAUCAACUGUCCCGGAACACAUGGUGAGUCAGUUGAUGAAAUGAGAUACAAAGCUAGGUUUGUCUGACUCAAUGCCCAUAAUUUUCCUAUUAAACUAUGAUGCUUAUUUAAUUUUCUGAUCCUUCCAUAAAUAUUUAUUGAUAGAUAUGAGAGGCUCUGAUUUAGGAAGUAUGGGGGAUAAGAAGAGUGCAGGAUGGGUUCCAGUGGAGAUCAGAGGAGGGGAAGAUGUCUUACAGCUGUGGGACUCAGAGGAGACGACAUUCGAUUUGGACAGUGAAAGCUAGACAAGGCACAUUUCUCUCACAGUUUUACAAAGUUAAAUUUAUAAGCCAGCAUUGAAUAAUAUGAAGUCCAGCUCCCUUGCUAAGAAUAAAUAGAACUAUUAUAUUAAAGUAAUCCCUUUGUAGUCAUAAUGUGUUGUGUAAUAUUUAAUCUUAAAAGUGGAAUAUUUCUAAUCAAUUAUGUAUGUGUGUGUGUUCGUGUGUGUGUGUGUGUGUGUGUGUGUAUUUUCUUAAUGUCGAAGAAGUCAAGUUACAUAAUUUCCACUACAGAAAAAAAACUUUUUAGGUGGAUUUUUUUUUUUUUUUUGCUCUGAGAAGCAAAAUCAUUUCAGGGCUAUUAAAAAAUGUGUUGGAAUAACCUCUCUUGUUUUCAAUGAAUGGGAUGUCCAGGGUCUUUCAAAAUCACUUGGAAGUUUUGCUGGAUAGAAGCAUUAAAAAUGACUUCUGUGUACAGGAUUUAAAAAAAACAAUGUUACUAAUUGUGUCUGAAAUCGAGAAAAACAAACUGUGUUUUUCUUAUUUGUAAUCUAGUUUAUUCCUUUUAAAGGAGCAAACCAAGACCCAGGGACAUCAAAUGAUGCUUUUACAGCGAAGAGUUUUAAUUGAGGGUCAGAGGAAAGGGAUGAGCUAGGAAGAUUUGUCAGGAGAUUUAUUGUGGUGUUCAGGAGUCAUUGGCGAAUUGAUGGGAAUGAGAGCAGACAGUGCUAGUGGGAAAGAACUGGUGGGAGGAUGAAUGGAAAUUGGAGUCAGUGGAAGAAAAAUGGCUCAAAUGAGAAAAAGCAAAGACAAGUGAAAUUUCUGAAAGAAGAAGCAGGUGUACCCUUUUAGAAGGACAGUAUUGGGAGGAUUGCAAAGGAAGGUGUGACUAUAGGAACAGACAAGUAGGGUCAAGGUUAUGCUCCCCAGAGAAAUGGUCAUGCUACGUAUUCACUGCAGUAGGAAGGGCAGCUCGAUGUAAUGUGCUGACCAAGUAGGAGGGUAGACUGUGCGGUGGCUUAUUACCUGCUAGGAAGAAAAAAAGGAGGUCUCAUAGGAGAUGGGACUAAGAAUAAAGAGGAAAAGACUGCUGAAGCUACCUCUCAUUAAAACAAUAACAAUGGCACGAUAAUAAAGGGAAGAGGAAGAACAAAAAUAACAGCUUCGUUCUUUCCUUCCCUAAUCCAUUACUCCAAAAGUCUUUCCCAAUUUAGUUAAUGGAAACGUACUUCCAGUUGCUCAGGUUCCAAACCUCAGAGUCACUCUUACCUCUUCUCUUCCUUUCAAACAUCACAUAUACUCCAUCAGGAAAAUCUCUCCUGUCACCUCUCCAGUCAAAAUAUCUAUAGCCUAACUAUGUUUUACCUCCUCCACAGAACACACCUGGUUAGCGCUUAGUUAGUGAUCUCCAGACUGAACUUCAGAAGUCGCCUCCUAACUGGUCUCCCCUUCUGUCCUUCCCUCUCAGUCAGCCCCUACAACUGGCAUACCUACUCGCACCCAGUGGCCAGGGUGAUCAUAUAAAAAUAGACGUCAGAUCAUGCCGAUCCUGUGUUCACAGAAGCCUCCAGUGACUUGCCAUGUCACUCAGGGUGACAGCCGAUGCCCUUCAAGGACCCACACAUCCUGGUCCUCUGUCGGUCUCUGACCUCGUCUCCUACUGCCUUCUGCCUCCUUCUGCUCUAGACAUCUUGCUCUUUGGGUAUUCUGGGCAGGCUCCUCCUUUGGGGCACUUACUGUCUGCCUGGAACGCUCUUUUCCAGGUAUCCACGUGGCUCACUGCCGUACUUCCUUCAGGGAGCCCUUUCCGGACCACCCAACCCCAAAUUGCCAGACGACACCCUCAGGCCUCCCUUUCCUCCUUCUCUGCUUCAUAUCUCUCCAUGGACCUCAUUACUGGCCAAUAUACUACAUAAUUCACUUAUUUGUUUUAUUAUCUGCAUUCUCUCACUACCAUGUAAACUUCAGAAAGGUAAACAUCUGUGCCUGUUUUGUUUGGUGGUGUGCUAGAGCACCUGUGAUGGAGUCUGGCAGAUAGUUCAGUGGGUGAAGGGCAAGAAUAGCUAAUAACUGUUGAGGACUUACAUGUUCCCUGUGCUGUUCUCUAUGGGCUUUACAGGUAUUAGCUGAUUUAAUCUCCCUAACAGUUCUAUGAGGCAGACAUCAUUGUUAUCAUCCCUAGUGUACAGAUGAAGAAAACUAGAGGCAUAGAAAAAGCAUGACCUUAUUCUAAAGCAAGAAAGGCAAUUUCCCUCCUGGUUUGCUAGAGUAAGCUCCUAACAAACCACGCUGUAUAAACUCUGCAUGUAUUAGUGUGCUAGAGCAGCUGUCAAAAAGUACCACAAACUGGGUGGCUUAAACACCAGAAAUUUACUGUUCCACAGUUCUAGAAGCAGGAAGUACAAAAUCAAGGCGUCAGCAGGGUUGGUUCUUUCUGAGGGAUGUGAGGAAGAAUCUGUUGCAGGCCUCUCACCUAGUUUCUGGUGGUUUCCUGGCAAUCGUUGGCAUUCCUUGGUUUGUAGAAGCAUCCGUCCAACCUCUGCCUUCAUCUUCACAUGGUCUCUCCCUCUCUCUCCCAAUCUGUGAGAGUGUGCGUAUCCAAAUAUCCCCUUGUUACGGAUACCGAUCACACUGGAUUAGUGGUCUACCCUGCUCCAGUGGGACCUCAUCUUAAUUAUAUCCUGGAGAUUAGGACUUCAACAUAUGAAUUUUAGAGGACACAGUUCAAACUAUAACACUACAGAAAACAACUACCUGAAGACCACAGAGAGUGAAAAAAGCAGGCAGAUCUGAGGAGAGUGGAAAUUUGGAAGAUGGGACUUGAAUGGGCUGUUUCCCACAUGUGACUUAACAUGGGCCCCUGAAAUACAUGAAGAAUUUCUGGGGCUUACGGGUAAAGCUUUCUCACUCUUAAGAAAGAACAGGAAGAGAUGCUCUUUCUUCGUUUGGUGCUUGUUUUGUGUAGAUAGGUGAUCCAGACUAGUGGAACCAUCAUCCGACCAGCCUUAGAAUAAAACCAACAUAAAAGAUAGAGAAAAGAGAACUGAAGUUGUAGCUAUUAGAUAAGUUAACCUGAGUCUCCCCAACUUUUUGAUUUUCAGUUGUGUAUGAGUACAUGUUUUUUUGUGUUUAAGCCAAUUAGAGUUGGGUUAUCCAUUUCUUACAGCUGAAGCAUUGUAAUUGCUACACUGCCAAUACAUAAGUUCUAGUUUUAAAAAUAGUGUUUAGUUUUGUCAUAAUUUGUGGCAUUAAAGUGUAUUGUGAUUUCAUAUAUCAUUUAAAGAACUUAUGUUUUAUGUUUGCUUCUAAUGGGACAGUGCCCAAUGGUGGUUUCUCUACCAUUGGGUUUCAGAGGAUUGUUCUUCAAAGGAAGAUGGAAGCUCUUGAAUGAUGAUCUGUAAAUUAAAAUUUCAUGUCAGAAAAAAGUAGCUUAUAGCAGAUCUAUUAGAAUUCGGAACAUUUAUAUUUUUGUGAUUUCCAGUUAUUUUCAUUUGAGCAGUGAAUCCAAACUGGAAGAUACUGAAAACUCUCCAUUUUUCUUGGCAAUAAACAAGUACACUGAAAAGAAUUAUACCUUCGGGUA